Botrytis deweyae is the source of this 2265-nucleotide messenger RNA. RefSeq lists its product as uncharacterized. The transcript is spliced from 2 exons. NCBI's taxonomy places the organism in Eukaryota, Fungi, Ascomycota, Leotiomycetes, Helotiales, Sclerotiniaceae. The coding region runs from base 1 to 2265 and encodes 754 amino acids. The record is from RefSeq and is a predicted model, not a curated record.
AUGUCGAAGCCAGCAACGGGUCCAGCAGGGAUUUCAGCACCAAAGCCAAAGAUGACAGCAGCGCAGAAGAAAAAGGCAGACAAAGAAGAAUUACUGCAGGAAGAACUGAGACAAGCAAGACAGCAAAAACAAAGAGUGGAGGAGAGCGUUCAAAUUGAUCGAGACGCGAAAGCAAAGGAAGAUGAAAAUGAAGGCAGUGACUCCGGCCUAAUUUUCAACAAAUCAGAUCAAAGAGAGCACAAUGAUUACUGGUUAGCUCAUCAAGCUGUUCGAUUUGGAAAAUCGGAACAGUUGAGUAAGGAACAAGCAGCUCUUGCCGAGGCGUCGAAGCAGGACCACAUGGCUGAACACACCGAUGGAUCCGCAAAACAAAAUCCGGUUGAUCAAAACGGCGAGUCAUCAAUGCAACAAAAUCAGAGACCAACAACCCACCAGUCCACAUCAACUCAAGCAGAGAUCUUGAUGCAAGGCACAGGUCAAGAAUCGGACCAAUCAACGGAUGACCUAUUUUUCGAUGCACCGGCACAACAGAACCCAGACCGUGGAGCAGAUUUCUCCACUCUACAAGAUGAUUUCCAACAAUCUAACGUACCCGUGAAGAAUCAGAAGUUGCAAACGGAAGUUGUCAUCAAGACAGCAACUGAUGCCGUAACGAAGCUUGGUAAACCUUGGGCUGGGUCCGCACAAGAGACUUCUCAGGUUUGGAUUAUUCUCAAUGAAUCACAUAUUGGUAUCGAUCCACUUGCUCAUGUCACUCUAAAAUUAGCAAAGGAGAGAUAUGCAGAGCUUAGGUCGUGUUACCCCGGUUAUCUCCAAAUUCUGCCCGUCCACCUCCGCGGUGGAAAUACUACCGUCACUAGAGACACAAGAGCCUCGAAUUCGCAAAACGCUAGGUCGGUUCUCGAAGAGAAUCCCUUGGAUGAUUUACCCGAGUCUGAACCCAAGGCUGUUGAAGCUGCUCCAGCGGAUUGGGCUGAUAGGGAAGACGAGACAUUUCUUGAUUUAAAUCAUACUAAGAAGAAGAGGAAGCCGAGAAGAAAGGCUCUUCCAAAAAUAGAAGACAUUCUCUCAGAAAUCCAGGAGAUUGAAAAUGCAGAAGCUCAAGCUCAGGCUCCUGUCGAAGUAGCAAAGCCAAGAGCAAAGGAUGGAAGCGCGGCCAAGGCUGGUGAGGUUGAUUCUGAAGCCAAUGAAGAUGAUGUCGUUGUCGUUGCGGGAGCCGUUGAGGUUCCUAAAAAGGCAGUAAAAGCUAGAGCAUGGAAGGGAAAGGCGGUGGCCAAGGCUGUUGAGGUUGAUUCCGAAGCCAUUGGUGAUGAUGAAACCGUCCAGGCCCCAGGUCAAGCUCCUUCUAAGUUAACAAAGCCAAGAGCGAGAAAGACAAAGGCUACUGACACUAUCGAGGUUGAUCCUGAAGUCCCUAACAACGACGAGAACAUCCAGGGGCCCGUUGCGGCUCCUAGAAAGGUGCAAAAACCCAGAGCUAAGAGAACCAGGGUGGCUAAGGUUGUUGUGAUUGAUUCUGAAACUGAUAACGAUGAUGAUGAACUUGAAGCUCCUAACGACUCAUUAAAUCAAGGAAAGUCUCAAGUCGCCGCGGUCAAGAAGCCAGCUGCAAAGCGGAGAGCGGUAGCCAAGAAAACCCAGGCUCAAGAUGACGAGAUUGAGGAUGAUGAUGUUCCAAAGCCGACAAAGCCACGCCCCAUCAGAUCAAGAGCAGCUUCAAAGGCAGUCGUAAUCACUGACAGUGAUGACGAUGAUGAUGAAGAAGGUCAAGCAAAACCCAGCAAGAACAAGCCAGCAGCCAGAAAAGUCGCCACGAAGAGCCAGAAGAAAGCCGAACCCGAGAUUCCCCAACACAUUAAGACUCUUCUCAACAAUACAGGCAAAUUUUUGGAGGGCAGAACAUUCGUUGUUUCUGGAACUCUCCCCACCAUCGGCCGCAUCAACAUCGAAAAGCUGUCAAGACUGUAUGGUGCCAAAACAUCAAGAGCCAUUACCAAGGCGACCACGGAUGUUGUUUUGGGCGAGAAUCCUCUCGCUAAGCAAGUGAAGGAGCUUAAGGAACUCAGUCCCAACACGAUGGAUGUUGAUGCGUUCAUCACUAUGCUGAUGUCGUUGUCGAAUGAUAACAACAACUCCGUCGGUGCUGAUGAUGAUAAUUUUGCUGUUGAAGAUGAUGAUGGCGAGGAAGAGAUUGAGGACCAACCCCCUGCAAAACGAGCUAAGAUAGGUGUGGGUCUCAGCUCCGGCUCUUCUGCACUUGCUUAA